AUGACUCAGGCUGGCCCUGUCCUUGCGCCUGCUGCGGAGCCAGUUCCCGUCGUGGCGUUGUUUUCUGCGCCUGCCGUGGCACCUGGUCCUGCGCCCGCGUCAUCGCCCGCUCCAGUGCUCGCCUCGGCGUCUGCUCCUGCGCCCGCUCCUGGGCCGUCUGCGGCGUCUGAUCCUGCGCAUACUCCUGCACCCGCGCCGGUAGUUCCACCUGUCCCCGUGGGGGUGUCAGCGCCCGUGCCUGUUGUCGCGGCGUCGUCUGCUGCUGUUGGAGCAGCCUCCGUGCCGCCACCGGUUGCGCCUGCCGUGACGCCUUCUGCUGCUGCUGCGGACCCGACUUACCAGCCACCUCCAGCCACCAGCGCCGGCCUGAGCGCGGCGGAGGUUCAGUCGACUCGCGUGUCGCCUCUAGUUGCUCCUGCCCCUCUGCCUGCGGCGACACCGGCGCCACAUCCGUCCGUCCAGGCGGGUCCUGUUCCCGCACCCCUCGCUGCAGCCCCCCCCCUGCUCAACGUCCUCCGUCCCCUGGCCGUCGGCAGCAUCGGCCUCAUUCCCCUGUGCCACGUGACGAGCGGGAGACACCACGGCGGCGGCACGAUUCUCCUCGGCGCCGUGGUUCAGGGGCGAACUGGUCUGCACCCCGUGGCGGCCGAGGAGGCUUGUGGGGAGGGCGUGGUCGCGGUGGCGGCUAGGUCUGCGCCCUACACGCCUGCACCUCCUUUUUCACCGUCUGCCGUUCCUCCUCCUCGUGCUCCCGUUGCAUCUGUUGCUGCUCCUGGGAACCGUCUGCGGCUGCCGUGGGUUCCUCCUGUGGCGGGCGUGGAGUUCGUGACCGCGGGAGGAGGAUCGGUGACGCCGCAGUAUCCAUCUCUACUGCCCGUGGAUCCUGCUCCUCCGGCUGUUGAUCUUCCUAUACAGUCGCUGGUGGGGCCAUCUCCUUCGGUGGAUGUGCCUGAGGCGUCUCUGGGGCAGCUUUGGCGCCUCUCUGAAGGCUUGCAGGCCGUUCACCUGAUCCAGGUGUAUUGUCACGUGGCACUUUCUCGCGGCGUGCCUCUGGUAGGCGGCCCUCUGGACGAGUGCUCGGAUGCCGCUGACCGGCUUGCGGAGCUCCUUGCGCUCGUGUUGGCUGCGCCCGCACGGGGUGGAGUUGCGGGCGUUGGACAGCUUGGGAAUGAGCUCCGUGGUCUGCGCCAGGUGAUGCGCGCAGUGACUGCAGUCGACCUGAUCGCCGCCACUGUGAUGGUGCGCGAGCUUCAUCGCUCUCUGACAGGUAUUCUCGCCGUCCUUGACGCGGAUCAGAUCUGCAGCAACUGA
Molecule: messenger RNA, 1311 nt
Organism: Closterium sp. Naga37s-1
Lineage: Eukaryota; Viridiplantae; Streptophyta; Zygnematophyceae; Desmidiales; Closteriaceae
Source: the annotation of a GenBank genome assembly